Rasamsonia emersonii CBS 393.64 is the source of this 429-nucleotide messenger RNA. RefSeq lists its product as uncharacterized. The record is from RefSeq and is a predicted model, not a curated record. The coding region runs from base 1 to 429 and encodes 142 amino acids. The transcript has a single exon. NCBI's taxonomy places the organism in Eukaryota, Fungi, Ascomycota, Eurotiomycetes, Eurotiales, Trichocomaceae.
AUGAAGUUCACGUCUGUGGCCGCCGCCUUCGCUCUCGUGAGCGCCGCCGUUGCUGCUCCGGCCAAGCAUCCGCACGAGCAUCCCAUUCCCACUCCGUCGGGAUGGCCUCUCACCCCGACGGGCUUGCCCACGCCGACCGGAGGAUUACCGGGACACAUGCACCCUCACCACGAGAAGGUCAACUUCCCUCCUGCGUCCAGCACCAUCCUCAUCCCGACGGGGGGCGUCCUCUCCCCGCCGGGGAGCGUCCCCGCGACUGACGCGUCUGUCGACGAGCUGCUCCGCCACAAGUCGCUUCGCUCGGUUGUCCGCCGCGGUCUGCAUCUGCUGCCAUCUGAGGAGGACGAAGCUCUGCAUGGCCACCACCGGCCUGUUCCGACCGGUCAUUUCCCUAUGACGGGGAGACUUCCUGUGCCGACCGGUCUGUGA